Molecule: messenger RNA, 3406 nt
Organism: Ictalurus punctatus (channel catfish)
Lineage: Eukaryota; Metazoa; Chordata; Actinopteri; Siluriformes; Ictaluridae
Product: interferon-induced very large GTPase 1-like
Molecular function (GO): GTP binding
Source: RefSeq, a predicted model, not a curated record
AAAGAACAUCCAGUUUAUUAUUUUACAUGAUGGUGAUAUUUUGCUUUAUUUUGUAUGUUUUUUUCAGGAGGGAGAAUUAAACUCAGUAGAAAAGCUGUUGCGUAGACUUGGCCUUGAGAAUAAACACAAAGACAAACUUACCAGUGCACACUUUCUUGAAAUAUCCAAAUCCAUUUUACUGUACAAGGAGCCCAGUAGAGAGAAUGAACUGGUAAAUGUUUUCAUGCAACAUCUUUUGACAGGAGAUUACUCAGCGAGAUACAUCUCUGUCAAAAAUUAAACAAACAUACAAAACUCUCAGACUAGAGUUAAUGAAGAUGCCUUUGCUGCUCUUUUAAAAAAGCCUAAUGUAAACAGUGAAAGAAAACAGGACCGGAUUCACCCAAUGGAUGUUCAGAUGGCGGUGUUCCUUUGUGCAGAUGAUUUUCUUCGACAGAUCAUGGUGACUAAACUGGCACAGUGUCAGUAUGCGAUCCUCCUGCUGGUACCCAAUCCCUUUAGCAGGAAAAUUGAAUUUCCUCUCUGGACAAUGCGUCAAAUCAGCAAGAGUUGGAAGUUGACUGAUGCUUCAGGAAAAAUCAUCAGCAAGACCCUGCCUGUUUACAAAGCAGAAACUCCGAUGGUGGCAUUCUUCAGGCUUGGGUCUGCUUCCUCAUCCAAGUCUCAGCUGAUCAACAACCUGAUUAAUGAGAAGCACAACACAUUUUUCCACAGAAACUGUCCAGGCAGCAGCAGAAACUGCCUACUGAUGGAUGGAGUGGUGGAGAUCGCUUGGUACUGUCCAUCUGGGAAAAGCUCUGAUUAUUUCACUGAAUGUGUUGCAUUCUGCAACCUUCAUGGGGAUUCCAGCACAGCUGUAACUCAGAGAGAGAUACUUACUAUAAUGGCCUCUGUAAAUGCUUUACUUUUGCCUAAGAUUGAUGGGGAUGAUAAUAAUAUGAGAAUUGUACAGGCGUUUUGUAAGUCACAAACUGCUCUUAUUGUUGUACUUACUGAUGAAGAGAACGGUAAUGAAGAUCCUGUGUGUGAGAUUGGUAGAGCAAAAUACAGAGUGGGACUGAAGGGCAUAAAUAAGUCUGAGGUGUCUGUUCUGCUCAGAGAUGUGAUCAAGAAUGUCUCUCAGAAAAAACAUAUGACCUUUAACCUCAAAAAAAUUACAUGCAUCUCAAAGGUCUGUGUGGAUGAGCACAAUGAGGCCUGUCAGAGAGGAAAGGAAGCUGCUCAAAAUAUAAUGGGUUUUCUAGAUGGAAAAGAUCCACUGACAGUAAAAGAGGAAUACCUGCCCUGCCAGGGAAAACUGUGGCAUGACUGGUGCCAAAAGAGAAAAGACUUAUGGCAACUUCAAAGUAAAAAUAUAGAAAUGGAGCUCAGCAAAAAGCAAACUGAAAUGAAGGAAAUAAGAUUGAAACAGCAAGAACAUGGCUUCAGUGAACUCAUGGGGUUAUUUGUUGGAUGUUUAAACUCUCUGUCAGACAGUGAGAGAAAGUAUUUCCUCAGAUGGACUGGAAUUUACCUGGAUGAGUUCACUUCAAAGAAACUCUCUGGUAUCCAGAAAGAAUAUCACCAAAAAUGGACAAAUGUGUUGGCCUUGAAAAAAAACCAUGACGGAGCUGAAGGACAAACAAAUCUGGACAAAUUGAAGACUGAGCAAUCAAACUUAGAAAAAUUAUCACAAGAACUGAAUGCUGUCAGCUUUGGCUUGGAGCACAUGAUGAGAGAGAUGGGCCAGAUUUAUGAAGCCUCAGUCUCUGAAGAAAGCAAUACAUGGAGAGAAGAUGGAAACUUGUCUUACCUGCCUAAACUUGUAGCUGAACUCAUGAAAUCUGGGCACCCGAUGGAGCUGAUGGAUGGUGAUACAACUUAUGUUCCUCUAACCUGGGUUUCAGCUGUUUUGGAUGAAGUCAUCAUGAAACUGGGAGACCAGAGAGUUUUUGUGCUGUCAGUUUUGGGAAUUCAGAGCUCUGGGAAAUCCACCAUCUUGAAUGCCAUGUUUGGGCUCCAGUUUGCAGUCAGUGCAGGCAGAUGUAGCAGAGGAGCCUUUAUGCAGCUGGUUAGAGUUUCUGAGGACAUGAAGGAAGACCUGAAGUUUGACUACAUUUUGGUUGUUGAUACUGAAGGUCUCAGAUCUUCAGAGCUGUCUGGAAACAAAAUUCAUCAUGAUAAUGAACUUUCCACAUUUGUGGUAGGAUUAGUAAAUAUGACUUUAAUUAACAUCUAUGGAGAGAACCCUACUGAGAUGCAGGAAAUACUUCAGAUAGUUGUUCAUGCAUUCCUGAGGAUGAAGAAAGUCAGACUUAACCCCAGCUGCAUGUUUGUGCACCAGAAUGUUUCUGAUAUUGCAGCUAAAGAAAAAAUCAUGGAUGGAAGGAGACACUUGCAGGAAACACUGGAUAAAAUGACUAAACUAGCAGCUAAAGAUGAAGACUUCUAUGUGGAAAAUUUCACUGAUGUCAUUGCAUUUGAUGUAAAGUAUUUUGCACAGCUCUGGGAGGGUUCUUCACCAAUGGCACCAUCAAACCCAUUCUACAUUCAGGAACUAAAGGGAGAUAUCCUCUCUCAUGCAGCAACUACAAAUAACCUGAAAUUAUCACGGUUUCAAAAUCGUGUGAAAGACCUGUGGAAUGCUCUACUGGAUGAAAAUUUUGUGUUUAGUUUUAAGAAUGCACAAAAGAUAUCAGUCUACAGGAAACUGGAGCAGGAGUAUGGGAAAUGGACCUGGAGUCUGAGGAGUGCCAUGAUGACUGUGGAAGAUAAAAUGCUUAACAAAGCAGCCAGCGGAAUCAUACAAACAGUUCAGAGGAGAGAUUUCAAAGACGAGAUGGCAGGAACCCUAAAGAAUGUCCAAAAGGAAUUUAACCAUUAUUUUGAAGAACACAAUGAAAAGGAAACACUGAUUCAGUGGAAAUGUAAAUUUGAGACACAAAUCCAGCACCUCCAUGAUGAUCUAAUAGAGGAAGCAAAGAGAAAAGUGGAUGACAGCAUUCAGCAGAAAAGCAUUACACAAAACCUUGAUAAGCAACGUGUGAACUACGAGAAGAUACUCUUUGAAAAGAGUAAAGAACUUGCUUUAAAACUUAAAGGAAAUGUUAACAACAAAACACAUGCAAGUGAGGAAUUUGAUUCAAUGUGGAGAACAUGGGUCUCUGAAUUAUCUGAACAAGCUCUAGAAAUCACAGAUCUUAACAUCUCAAAGGACACCAGUGAAGUCCUGGGAGAGGUCUACAAACAUGACUUGGUUCCAAAUCGAAAGCGUUCUUCAGAGUAUAAAUGUAUUGGAGAAAUGAGAGGGAAGCCACCAUUUAAUGGGAACAGAGCUGAUCUGGAAAAACACAUUCUGAAGUCUUUGGCAGAGCAGAAAGGCAAUAAGGCUGAGAAGUUUAAUAAAUACUUAACAUACAUGAACUAA